Molecule: messenger RNA, 2112 nt
Organism: Guillardia theta CCMP2712
Lineage: Eukaryota; Cryptophyceae; Pyrenomonadales; Geminigeraceae
Exons: 19
Coding region: 1-2112 (703 amino acids)
Molecular function (GO): protein binding
Source: RefSeq, a predicted model, not a curated record
AUGCAGGUCGCCAAGUCGGCGCGGGAGCGAGGGAACGAGAUGGCGAGAAGGAGAAGACACGAGGAGGCGCUGCUAGAGCUAGAGCUAGAGCUAGAGCUAGAGCUAGAGCUAGAGCUAGAGCUAGAGCUAGAGCUAGAGCUAGAGCUAGCGCUAGCGCUAGAGCUAGAGCUAGAGCUAGAGCUAGAGCUAGAGCUAGAGCUAGAGCUAGAGCUAGAGCUAGCGCUAGCGCUAGCGCUAGAGCUAGAGCUAGAGCUAGAGCUAGAGCUAGAGCUAGAGCUAGAGCUAGAGCUAGAGCUAGAGCUAGAGCUUAUAGAAUCGGAGCUAGAGCUAGAGCUAGCGCUAGUGCUAGUGCUAGAGCUGGAUGUGGGGCAAGUUUCAAGAGGCUCUGGCCUCGUGCUCGACUGUGAUCCAGUCCAACUCGUCCUGUGUGAAGGCAUGACCAGGACCUCUAGAUCCUCUCACUUGCUCUUGAAGGCUCAUCAGCAACUCGGGUCCCUACGGGAGGCAAUGGAAGACUACAGGUAUGCUGGUCGUGGUGGUGGUGGUGGUGGAGGAGGAGCGCUAACUGAGGGUGGAAACAGGAUGGUGGAAGGAGCAAGAGAAUGUGCGAGGCUGCUGGAGGAGAGGAGGGAGAAGGAAGCGGGAGGCACAGACAAGCUGCGGGAGCUGGUGAAGCUGCUCGAGCUGCUAGACGGCAAGGCAGAAGACGACGAAGAGAACCUGCGCCGGCUGAGGAGAAUAACCUGUGUGGGAGAUGACUGUGAUGACGUCAUCAAGAAGCUUAUCAGCAAUCGCGAACUACUGCAGCAACAGCAGGGAGCUGCUGCCGUCGCAGCUGUGCUCGAUGAAGCUUGUCUUGCCCCAUCCCUCGCCGUCCUCGCAGAUUUCCCAACAGCAGCUCGCGCUAUGGCUCUCGCCUCCUCCCUCUCCUCUCAGUCGUCGCCUCCUCCUUUCCUCCGCAGCCCUUCGAGCGUGCAACUGAUCGUUGACGCCAUGGUCAAGACAAGCAAGAGCAUGCGGCACGAGGAGGAAGCGAACGAGGACGCCAAGUCUCUGGCUGUCGCUGCCAUGGAUUGGUUCGUCAAGCUCGCGUUGCCCACCGACGCUCUAGCUCGAGAUUUCGUGCGCCUCUUCUUGCGGACGAAGGGGAUGGAGUGUAUGCAGGAGUUUGCGGGUAGGAGGGAGGAGGAGCUGCAGGCGAGGAGCCUGGCAGUCUUCAAGACUUGUGUGGAUCUGAUAGGAGACGAGGAGAGCAAGAGCUUGUUCCUCGACCGCGCCCUCCCUCCUCUCAAGCAAGUUAUCCUCUCGCCUUCCCCUCCUUCUCAGCUCGCCAACUCUCUCUCCAGCCUCGCCCUCCUCGCCCAGAGUGACAAGAAUCUCGCUGUGCAACUUACAAGAAGCAGCGCUCUCCUCGAGGCAGUCAUAGCCAAGUUCUCCUCUCCUCCAAAUGUUCGGGUGGCUGCUGCUGAGCUACUCAGCGCUUUCAUGGUCGGUUCGGACUCGCUCGCUCGACUGCUUCACGCGGGCUCCCUCUCUCCUCUUCUCCUCCUCGCCACCGAUCCGCAGGAAGAAGUUCGAGCCGCCGCCGCCAUCGCCCUCGCGAAGAUGGCCGCACUGAGCGAGGAGGCACGUGAGAUAAUCGUUGAAGAGGGAGGAGGAGAUCUCUUCUUGGAGCUUCUCCGUUCGGAAAAGAUUUCAGUAAAGGUGAGCUACGGCCUGAGCUUGUGCUUGAGAAACGCGACGAUGCGGCAAGUGAUUGACCAGGACGAGGAGCAGGAGAUGAUGCAGCGACUUAGGAUGAUGGCAGAGCCGGACGAGGAGGGACGGGCGAGAAGAGCAGAGGAGGUGGAGAAGCAGAUGGAGGACAUCAAGAAGCAGAGAGCCGAAGUCGAGGAACGGACUGCAGCAUUUCGAGAACGAUUUGUACGAGCGAGGGGGACGAGGGUCAUGGGAGAGCUCGCAAGAAAAGAGUCGCUAGGAGUCCAUCAUCUCCUCUCUCACGUCUUCCUCGCCCUCUCCCUUAACCCCUCCACUCGCGGUAUCAUGGUCCAGCAACAGCUCGUCCCCUCCCCCUCCUCUCUUCGCUUAUCGCCCGCUAGGACGGUGCCAUGA